AUUGUGCUAGCUCACGAAAUCCCACAGUGCAACACAUUUGACGAUUCGCAACUAAUUUGACAGACUCACUUGUCUCUGUCAUUCUUUGCUGUCAGCUCAGGUAAUCGUGAAAAAUUAUCCCAGAGAAACACGCCGAAGAUGUUCGCCCGCGCCGCUAACGUUACCCGCACCGGUAUGACCAACCUGGUCCGGUACUCUCACUCGCACGGAGGAAUCCCUGGCGAGAACCUUCCGUUCAGCCUAACCAACCGGUACAAGCUGACCGCGAUGUUCAUCGUGUUCUUCGGCUCCGGACUGGGUGCCCCCUUCUUCAUCCUCAGACAUCAGCUGUUGAAGAAGUAAGAAGUAUCCGGUCGAGUUUUGAUAUGAGGGCCACACACAAUCUGGCCCUCUCUUCAUCUGUUAGUGAGUUCGAACGAUAUGUUAUUCCGCAAAGGAUGAAGUAACGCAAUAAUAAAAUCAUCCAAAUCUGGUGCGCUAUAAAAAAAACACACACACAAGCA
Anopheles stephensi (Asian malaria mosquito) is the source of this 503-nucleotide messenger RNA. Its product is annotated as cytochrome c oxidase subunit 7C, mitochondrial-like. NCBI's taxonomy places the organism in Eukaryota, Metazoa, Arthropoda, Insecta, Diptera, Culicidae. The coding region runs from base 139 to 342 and encodes 67 amino acids. The record is from RefSeq and is a predicted model, not a curated record. The transcript is spliced from 3 exons. Gene Ontology annotation, biological process: mitochondrial electron transport, cytochrome c to oxygen.